Tricharina praecox is the source of this 402-nucleotide messenger RNA. RefSeq lists its product as uncharacterized. The record is from RefSeq and is a predicted model, not a curated record. The transcript has a single exon. NCBI's taxonomy places the organism in Eukaryota, Fungi, Ascomycota, Pezizomycetes, Pezizales, Pyronemataceae. Bases 1 to 402 code for a protein of 133 amino acids. Gene Ontology annotation, molecular function: zinc ion binding; nucleic acid binding.
AUGGCGAGCCAGGUUUCCGUUUUCGGGGCGACUCUAGUUGUAGCAGUUGCGCUGGGACAUUUCUACCCUCUUAUAAUUUCGCAGUGCAACUGCUACAACUGCGGUUGUUUCGGGCACCUGGCUCUCCAGUGCACCGCCUUCCGUCCACCACCUUCAAAGUCAAUGGAGGAAGACGAUCGUUCCGUCCCUGGCUACGACGAAUCCAUCGCGUCGCCGAUCAUUGCCGAAAACAUCUACCUGCUGUACGAAAAGCUUCAGACAAUUUUCUGCCGCAAGCACGGGCUCGUUAUCACUGUUCUCGAAGAUUCAGUAGAAACCACCAGAGAACUCGUAUCAGCAGCAACUACGAUCGACGCAACCGGAGAUCAGGGACCUCAAAGCCCUUCUGUCGACGAUGAGUGA